This is a messenger RNA of Gymnodraco acuticeps, 2650 nucleotides long. It is a transcript of the gene eif4ebp2, whose product is annotated as eukaryotic translation initiation factor 4E binding protein 2. The coding region runs from base 194 to 541 and encodes 115 amino acids. Gene Ontology annotation, biological process: negative regulation of translational initiation. The record is from RefSeq and is a predicted model, not a curated record. Gene Ontology annotation, cellular component: cytoplasm. NCBI's taxonomy places the organism in Eukaryota, Metazoa, Chordata, Actinopteri, Perciformes, Bathydraconidae. Gene Ontology annotation, molecular function: eukaryotic initiation factor 4E binding. The transcript has 3 exons.
CCCGCUGCCUGUCGUCCUUCCUGCCUUUGCUGAGGGAGGGGACGGUGCUGACGGCUGGGAGGACGAGAGGAGAGACAAGAAAGCUUUGGGGAGAUAUUAGAGUGGGAAACGGCCCAGGUUUCCACCGUCCGUCGGGAAAUAAACACCCCUAUUUUCUGAAACGGUUUGAUUUGUCAUCGAAUCGGAACUGAAGAUGUCGACCAGUCGUCAGCUUAGCGAGAGCAGAGCCAUCCCGACCAGGACGGUGUUGAUCAACGACACAACGCAGCUACCUCAUGACUAUUGUACCACCCCUGGAGGCACUUUAUUCUCUACCACUCCCGGAGGAACCCGGAUCAUCUAUGACCGUAAGUUCCUACUGGACAGACGUAACUCUCCCAUUGCCCAGACUCCCCCGGCUCACCUGCCUGUCAUUCCUGGAGUGACCAGCCCAAAUGUCCUGAGAGAGAAUAAGAAGAACGAAGCCAACAACCACAUAAAAAACAAACAUGAUGGCAAGCCCAUAACCGGUGAUGAUGCUCAGUUUGAAAUGGACAUCUAACAGACUGGAACUCCACCAGCAAAAGAAUAUGACCUGGCAUCACCCGUGUCAGUGGCUUGGCUUGUAGAAGAAACCGAUGUUUGUGGAGCCCUCAUGGCAUCUUCUUUAGCUCUCUGUCUCGCUGCUGGAUGUAAUGUGUGUAAACCAUGGGAAAUCAGUGUAUCAUACAAACCGGUACAUUGUCACCAACUCUGGGAAACUACGUUCAUUGUAUAGAUUUCCAUUGAUACCAGUCACUGUAAAAAAAAAACACACAUUGAAGGAGCGGGGCCCCUCCAAAAUGGUUGUGUACCCAAACACAUUGUCCAAUCCGCAGAUUUUAGCACUCAUCUUCCAGCUUUCUGUGAGUCAUGAUCUCUAACAGAGCACACUGUAAAACGGACACAAUUCCAAGAUAAUUUGGGGGAGGAAGUGGUAAUUUUAGUACUGGCCUUAGAAUUAUUCAAAAGCUUUGAUAUUCAUCACAUAUUUUGGUUUUGAAGACGCAUGUUAUUUAAGUGAUUUUAGUUUGUGUUUGCUAUUUGGUUCUACUUCAAAUCUCCAUAAUAUAUUCUCAAUUGUUUGGUCUGGUAAAUUUCCUGCGAUAGUAUGCAAAGGGACGCUGUGUUGUUUUUAUUUUGCAAUUUGAUGAAGAUUUCAUGCCAUUCCAAGACUCUAGUUCCCAUUAACACCACAAGCCCAUGUGAGAUUUAGAUUAUUUAAGAAAUUGAAUUUUAGGCUGUUUUUAAAUGUUUUGUAAUCAUCAAAUUAUUGUAUUUCCCACUAUGAUGUCAAAUUAUUUAUAAUACUGAAAAACAAGCAUUUUAUUAACAAUUAAUUUAAAAGUCAAUGUCAAGCCUUUCAAUUCAUCACUAUGACGAUCUGGCUUUACAGUUUCUCUCCUGCUGAGAAAAGUGAAUACCUUUUCUCCAGAUUUGACUUUGACCUAACUGGUUAGGUUUGUAGACAAGAUCUUUGUGUUGAUAUUAGGUCAAUCUAAGAAAGGGAGGAAUACGUGGCAAUAUCUGUCAGUCUUCUGUGUCCACACCAGAUACACAUUUCAAUUAAUGUGAUAAUGGUUAAUAUCCCAAUGGUAAUUUUUAAGUAAAAUACAACAAGAUUUUUGAAAAACUUUAAAUAAUCCACAUAUUUUAUAUGCAUUUUAUUUUUGAAUACAGUUUCUUAGUAUUGAGGUAUUUGUUUGGGUAUCAGUUCUGUCAAGCCUUUGGAUUUGUAAAAAGUGUCACAGAUCCAGAAGACAUUGUUUGCGUCAGGCUUGAUAGAUGUUGUCCCAUAAUCUACAAAUCUGACCCCAGUGUCCUUAAAUCAUCAUACAUUACCAUAUUAUUUUAAUGUCUGUCCAUGCCUUACUUUACACCAAAUGCAGUAACUAAAACUAGGUUCCUAGUCAUCAAUUUGUACUUUCCAACAGAUGUUUAUUUUUUCACUGUAACAUUGAACAGGAAACAUUGUACUUGGCACUUAAGACGAAAAACACGUCUUUUUAUGGAUUUUGAUUUUGUUAUGUUUUUUUCUUCCUAAAGCAGCUGUGAAGUUUUUGAAAGUGUGAUGGUGCCAUUUUGGGGUUUUGAGCUCCAGGUGGCAACGUGGCUAAAAUAAUGCCACUUGCUGUUUGAGUCCCAAUAGUUUAUUUAUUUUUUCUUUUGCACCACAAUCAGUUUGCUAAUUGUACACUUUCCAAGUAGCAACUCCUAACUUUAUCAUCAUGAAGUACCCCUUUUAUUUUCAAAUGUAUUCCCACCACAAGUUUGUUUCUAUGAGUGGAACCACCGAAUGGCUGAAAUGAUGUCUAGCAAGGAUUUUCUUUUUUUCUUCUAGGCUUUUUAGUUCAUUCGGGUUAUUUCUGGUGAUAAACACAUUGAGGAGUUGCUUGAAAACCAAUUUGCAUUGCACAUUUUUGCUUUCUAUUACGGCAUCAUAAUUCAUAUUGCAGAUUUAUUUCAAAUCCGUUUGGUUUCACAAUGAGGGCUUAACAUUGUGUGUUGAAAGAGAUUUGAAAUAAACUUACUGUAACUUUCUGUUCUGAAUUUAAGUAACUUUAUUUUAAAUGAAACUCCAAUGCCAGUGGACACUUUUGCUGAAAGAUCAAUAAAGUUCCGUAAGAAAGAA